CUGUAAGUGCUUCAACAUCCGGGCAAGUUGUACUUCAAACAUCGAUCGACUGAAAAUCAACACAAACAACGAUAAAAUUCACAGAAAAUUUAAAAAUUGUUUUGGAUAUAAACCAUGUAAAUACGAGAGUCAGCACGGUGAUAUAAUUUGGAGUAAUUUUCUUUGGUGGUGUUGUUAAAAAGUAAAGAAAUAAUAAAAAGAAAUUGGGUAUAAAAAGUCUUUUCCUGGUUUUGUGAUCAGAUUUCGUGCGAUAGACGCUUGAAAACAUGGGGUGUGCGGUGAGCUCGGACGACAAAGCGGCACAAGAAAGAUCUAAACAAAUUGAAAAACAGCUCAGAGCCGAUGGAGAAAAGGCGGCAAGAGAAGUUAAACUGCUUCUGCUAGGUGCUGGUGAGUCAGGCAAGAGUACAAUUGUUAAACAAAUGAAAAUUAUCCAUGAGAAAGGUUAUUCACAAGAAGAAUGUUUGCAGUAUAAACCUGUUGUAUACAGUAACACCAUACAGUCAAUGAUAGCUAUCAUUCGGGCCAUGGGUCAAUUGAAGAUCGACUUUGGACAUCCAGAUAGAGCGGAUGAUGCAAGACAGUUUUUUGCCUUGGCAGGAAAUGCUGAUGAAGGUGACUUGUCAGGGGAGUUGGCAGCUAUUAUGAAGAGAUUAUGGAAUGAUUCGGGUGUUGCCCAGUGUGUGGGACGAUCCAGAGAAUACCAGUUGAACGAUUCAGCAGAAUAUUACCUGAGUGCGUUGGAUAGAAUAUCAUUACCAAAUUACAUCCCCACAGAACAAGAUGUGUUGAGAACUAGAGUGAAGACCACUGGUAUAGUGGAAACACACUUCACGUUUAAAGAUUUACAUUUCAAAAUGUUUGAUGUUGGCGGUCAAAGGUCAGAGAGAAAGAAGUGGAUUCACUGUUUUGAAGGUGUUACAGCCAUUAUAUUUAUUGUAGCAAUGAGUGAAUAUGAUCUGACAUUGGCAGAAGACCAAGAAAUGAAUCGUAUGAUGGAGAGUAUGAAGUUGUUUGACUCCAUCUGUAACAACAAAUGGUUUACAGAGACAUCCAUUAUCCUGUUCUUGAACAAGAAGGAUUUAUUUGAAGAGAAGAUCAAAAAGUCUGCACUCAAUGUCUGUUUCCCAGAAUACACAGGAAUGAACACGUACGAGGAGGCAGCUGCCUAUAUACAGCUACAGUUUGAGAAUCUGAACAAAAAGAAGGACUCGAAGGAAGUAUACACACAUUUCACGUGUGCUACAGAUACAAAUAACGUGCAGUUUGUGUUUGAUGCAGUCACCGAUGUCAUUAUUAAAAACAAUCUUAAAGACUGUGGGCUGUUCUAGACUUAAUACAGUUUAUAUAUCUCCAGAAUGGGACUGUGCAUUAGUUGUAUAUACUUGUACAGAGUUAUCUUCUCUUGACCAACACAUCAUGUGACUGGCCAGCUGUCUUGUGAGUGGUGCAUUCCUGUCACCUGACCAAAAUGGGACCAACUUGGAUGUUUCCCAGCUUUGCUUGUGAACUGUGAAUCAACAAGAUUAUUAUCGGCAUUAGUAAUAGACAUCUUUCUCAUUUACUGUAAUUCCCCUUGGAAAAUUUAUUUGUACCAAUAAGUUUUUUUUAUGGAACAGCUUACUAUAGUUUUUAAUCUGUUUUAUCUUUUGUAUAUGUACAAAUCAUGCUAAGUGACUUCAAUAUUAGUAAAAUUUUAUACAUACAGAAUAUGUGGCCUGGUUGUUUGGUUUGGUUAGGAGUUGAAUCUAUUUAUAGUCUGUGUUUCUAUAAAUAGACCUAGUAGUGUUCUGUCUAUAAAUAGAUUGAUGUAUAUUCUGGCAAUAUUUCAUCCAAUGAUAUUAAGAAAUUCUCAGUCUUUUUAUAUUUUUGAUUUAUUUGCUUCCAAAAUAAAAUUUCAUUUAGAAAUCUUGUACUAUUGAUUUGAAAGUUCAUAUAUGGUCAAGGCGAGUAUGGUCCCUUAUGAUGUUAUAGAAAAUCCUUAGACAUUUAAUUCUUUCAUGGUAAAUUAAUGGUGUUUUUUUUGUUUGUAAUUUAGUGUUAAAAUAUUUGUCUUCUGGUUUUGUGGCAAUGGAAGACAUUUUGAACUUUUAUUUAUUGCCAAUUUAUGUUUUGUUUUAAAUUAAUGUAAGACCUAGUUUGAGUAUAUUGAUUAUUAGUAUACCUCUUAUGUUAACAUUCACACAAUUAUGUUUUCAGAAAGAAUAUUGCUUUAUUAGAAAUAAUUAUCAAUUUUAAUUAUAUUUAAUAUCAAAUGAAGAGCAACAUAUUUAGUGUUAUUUGCUGGCUUUUUUCUCUCUCUAGAAUUCCAUGAUACAAAAGGAAUCAGUAUUUAUUAGGGGUUUAAAAAUAUCAGAAAAAAAAGUGCAAUGAAAUUUUCAGAACUGAUUUUUUUUUCUGAUAUUUGAUCAAAGGGACAGUUUGAUAUUGAUGAUACAUUCUUUUUCCUUCUGUCAUUCCAAGUAUGUUUGUCUGUCUGUCACUGUCAUUCUUUCUAUCUUAAUAUCUCAGCUGCAGUAGAUGUUAUGUAUUUGUGAAUGAUAUAGAUGUGUACAUAGACAAUUAUCAAAAAUAUUUACUAUCAAAAAUUUGUACUAUCAAAAUGAAAUCAGAAUUACAUACAUGUAUAUAUAAAUAAGUAAAAGAGAAAAGAUGAUUUUAAAAUGAACAAUAAUUAUUUUAUUAUAUUUUUUUGUUAUUAAUGCAUAAUAAUUUUUUGAAGGUAGCUUUGUUUGAUGUGUCUGGAAAUGUAGUCUGGUUCAAGAAAUUAUAAAAAAUAAAAUUUUAAACCAGUCUAGGAAUAAUAUGUUUUGAUUGGCUGUUGUUUAAUUCUAAUUUGAAAUCAGUCAAUCACAGUAAAACAUACACAGACUAGUCUCAAAAUUUAUUUAAAUUAUCUUAAAACCCAGUUUUUCUGUUGCAGUGCAUUUAUUUUUGUUACUUAUGUUAAAAAUAGGUUCUCUUUAGAAAUCAGGUGCCCUUCUUGAAAUUCCCCUUUGAACGAAAUGUGUAAAUCAUAAAAUAAGUUGAAAAUAGAUUUGCUUGUGAAGUGUUUUGUUUUGUUUUUAUAUCGGGUAGUUAUGAUGAGACGUCAUUUAGGUAGAAUUUUAACCACCAGUAGCAUGUUUAGUUCACACUGUAUUUUUAAACGUGUACUGUUUGAAAUUUUUAUUGGCUAGUUGUCAGUUCAUUUAAAUGAAACAUUUUUUCCACAGAGUUUCUAUAGAAACCAAUUUCUAUUUAUCUCUUGCUGUAAUGAUUAAACAUUCCUUAAUAUGGGUUCAACACUAAUAUUCCUUAAUAUGGGUUCAACUCUUACAUGUAGGGCUAGAGAAAAAUGGUUUGCUAUUUGAAUGCAUCCAUCCAGUAGUAAGCACUGUUGAUGAAUAUAAAUGAUUUUAGGUUAGGUUAUUUUCCCAGCAAGAAUCUAAAAUUUACCAAACUAAUAUAUUUAUGCAAAUUUAAUGCCUGACUAAUACAAUGAUUUUAAUAUUCUCGACUAAUAAACAAGUUUAGAUCAGCAUAUUUAGUUGUUUAAGAGGUCUUCAUUGAACUCUUGAUGAGUAUUAAACUAAAUAUGAAUUUUUAGGUAGAUAUAUCGACUAAAAAGGUGAAUUUUAUAUAAGUGCCAAUUAAACUGUGUUGACUUUAUCAUAUUAAACCUCAGAGAUGUAUAGAGUUGAGUGGAAGUUUUGAAUGCAUGUGUGUGUUAGUGUGUGAUUUUGGUAGUUUUUUAUCAUCAAUGUCAUUAAAUGUUGACUAUAAAUCAUGUUGAAAUCAUGUUUCCAAGGUAACGAAUAGACUAUUUCUUAUCGACUAUAUGAAUCAUUUCACAAGAGAAUGGAUUAAAUGUAACAUGAAUCAUGUAAUAAAAGCAUCAGUUAAAUGUGCAGUGUAUAUGAUUAUUUUAUAGAUCAUUUUUCUGUUUUCCUUUCCUCGUUUGGCCAUAUACACACAAACAAAUUAUUUUCAUUACAUUUAAUUUACCCUGCUUUACUGACAUUUACCUGAGACAACUAAACGGUUAUGAGUUUUAAAUUUUAAUCUUUAGAUACAGCAGAUGAAUGGUAAAAAAAAACUGGAUCAUGUUGUAGAUAAAGUUCUUAUUAUUCCAUCAUCGUAAUCAUCAUUCAAUUGUUGUUGUUGUUAUCAGUAUAUUGUAUUGCGAUCCCCGGUACAACUCAGUAUUUAUUCAUGAAUAAACCGUGCUAUUUUCAGGCUUGGUGUAAGAUUUACCGAACAUGUUGCCUAAAGAUCAUGUCCUUUUUGGUGUUCAUUUAAUCACAUAUUCAUUUCUGCCUAGUGAAUGUGUUUACGAUAGGUUUUAAAAGGUUUUUUUCAUUUCCUUGAAAUUUUCUCCCUUUUUUUUCUUUUUUUUUUAAAUAAAUUUUUACGGGUCCACGCAACUGAAGUUUACUUAUAAAUAUUUGUGAAGCAAUAGGUUAAAGGUACAUAAAACUGAAAAGAAUUUUUACGAAAGGUGGUUGUCAGGGGAUGAUGCAUUUUUUCUUGAAUAAGGCUUUAAAUCAAUCACAAAAGCUUUGUUGUUUUUAUUCUACAGGAUCAUUUUUGUAAUUUGUAAGAUAAUUGAAUAUUCAUUUGCCAAAAUAAAUGAUAAUAUAUUGUGUCACUUUUAUUCUUGUUUUUAGUCCAAAUGUUUUCAUAUAGCUGCUUCACUUUGUAACAAAAUAAUCCAAGAUUUAUAUACCAACUUUUGAUAACAUUUAUAUAUACAUUUUGCCUUUGUGUAUUUGGCUAAUAGUUUGUAAAGGAGUACUGAACAUUUUUAAUGUAACUGAAGAUUUAUAGCACUUGUGAUAUAGGUGUUAUAAAAGUUUCAGGCAAUCUCUGCUCACAACUGAGAUUUUAUUUCAUCGUAUCUUUUAGUGAUGAAAAUUAAUUACAGAGUGAAGAAUAUAUUUCAUAUUUCACUGGAAAAAUGAUUUAUUUAUUUCUUCAGAAUUUCUUUACAAACUGUUUGCAUAUCUAUUUAAGCCUCACACUUGUCUAAAUAAAUGUAAUUAAUUGGCCUUUAAAAAGUGUGUAAACUCCUUUGUAAAGCAUGUAACUCAAAGUAAGGUGCAUUAAAGUAAUGAAUAAAUACUCUGUAUACUACCAUUUAGUUUUGAAAUAAAUAAACAUGUCCUACAUAUAUAGAUAUUUAAAUACCGGUUUUGCUUAUGUUUGAAACAAUGCUGGUCAAACUGAGGUUUCUUGGACUUUAAAUACCAGACAUUUCUGAAAUUACCGGUUUGUGUCUGAAAUUACCAGUACAUGUCUGAAAUAUCCCAACAUGUUGGAAAUUACCAGACAUUUCUGACAUAACUGGUUUCUGUCUGAAAUUACCGAUUUGUGUUUGAAACUCCCUGAAAUGUUAAAAUUAAAAUUAUUCAUGGAUAAAAAAUCAUCAUCAAGCACUAGAUAAGGAAAGAAGCUCUAUUUGAUCUGAAGAUGUGCUUGGUAGUAACUUGAAACCCCAAAAUGAAAAGUUGGAAAUACAAUUUACCUUUGAAACUGGCAUGAUUUUUAUCAGUCCUAAUUGUGAUAUAUAUUUUAAAAGUUCUUACAAAAUAUGAAAAAUAAAGGAGAAAAAUAUCAGAAAUUAAGCAUAAUUUUAAAUCAAUACAGAUAUUUGAUUAUAUAUUCAUGUUCUCACAUGUAUGAUUUACACACUUAAGGUCAAAUUAUUGAACAAUAUAUUAAUAACUAUUAUUUUUUUGGUCUGUCUUUAUUUAUAAUCUUGUUUCUAUUUUGUGUACAUGUGGUAAGUUGAUUUUAAUGAAGUGAACUUGUAUCAGCUUAUGUGAUGUAUUUUCUAGUAAAAUUGUAAAAAGUCA
Molecule: messenger RNA, 5837 nt
Organism: Ruditapes philippinarum (Manila clam)
Lineage: Eukaryota; Metazoa; Mollusca; Bivalvia; Venerida; Veneridae
Product: guanine nucleotide-binding protein G(i) subunit alpha
Exons: 9
Coding region: 267-1331 (354 amino acids)
Biological process (GO): adenylate cyclase-modulating G protein-coupled receptor signaling pathway
Cellular component (GO): heterotrimeric G-protein complex
Molecular function (GO): GTP binding; G protein-coupled receptor binding; GTPase activity
Source: RefSeq, a predicted model, not a curated record